GAAGCCUCCCAGGUGCGGGCGCCGCCGGGACUUCCUGGCGUGCAUCUGUCCUCCCCUUUCACCCCCACGAGGACAGCCGUCAGCAGUUGAAUUGCAUUCAUCUUUCCUUCUUCCUGUGAUUUUAGCAAACGUAUCCCUGGUAACUCGGGGGUGCAGUGCCUAUUUCCCUAGGGUGAGUGCUGACCCUUGCAGUUUACCGUGAGGACAGGAGGGGUGCAGCUUCAUCUUACAUGUGGACAGAAAAAUGGGCCUUAGCAUACCAUCAGCGGGCAGUGGAGCGAGCUCCCUGCAGUCGACACAGAACAGAUUGGGGGGUUUCCACACCUACCAUGUCGACCACGGUUAAGGUUAGUCUGAAUGAUUCCCACAACCAGAUGGUGGUGCACUGGGCUGGAGAGAAAAGCAACGUAAUUGUGGCCUUGGCCCGGGACAGCCUGGCGUUGGCAAGACCCAAGAGCAGCGACGUGUACGUGUCGUACGACUACGGAAAGUCGUUCCAGAAGAUCUCAGACAAGCUGAGCUUCGGCGUGGGGAACGGCAGUGCCGCUGUGAUCGCCCAGUUCUACCACAGCCCUGCGGACAACCAGCGCUACAUCUUUGCAGACGCCUAUGCCCAGUACCUCUGGAUCACGUUCGACUUCUGCAAUACUAUCCAAGGCUUUCCCAUCCCGUUCCGGGCCGCGGAUCUCCUCCUGCACAGUACGGCCUCCAGCCUGCUCCUGGGCUUUGACAGGUCUCACCCCAACAAGCAGCUCUGGAAGUCGGACGACUUCGGCCAGACGUGGGUCAUGAUUCAGGAACAUGUGAAGUCCUUCUCUUGGGGAAUCGAUCCCUAUGACAAGCCAAACACCAUCUACAUUGAACGGCACGAACCCUCCGGUUACUCCACAGUUUUCCGAAGUACAGACUUCUUCCAGUCCCGAGAGAACCAGGAAGUGGUCCUCGAGGAAGUGAGGGACUUCCAGCUCCGGGACAAGUACAUGUUUGCUACAAAGGUGGGGCAUCUCCUGGGCAGUCCGCAGCCACCCUCUCUGCAGCUCUGGGUGUCCUUCGACCGGAAGCCCAUGCGAGCCGCCCAGUUUGUCACCAGACAUCCUAUCAAUGAAUAUUACAUCGCGGAUGCCUCGGAGGACCAGGUGUUUGUGUGUGUCAGUCACAGUAACAACCGCACCAACUUAUACAUCUCGGAGGUGGAGGGGUUGAAGUUCUCCCUGUCCUUGGAGAGCGUGCUCUAUUACAGCCCAGCAGGGGCUGGCAGUGACACCCUGGUCAGGUACUUUGCAAAUGAGCCGUUUGCUGACUUCCACCGUGUGGAAGGGUUACAAGGCGUCUACAUUGCGACUCUGAUCAAUGGGUCCAUGAGUGAGGAGAACAUGAGAUCUGUCAUCACCUUCGACAAAGGGGGGACCUGGGAGUUUCUUCAGGCGCCAGCCUUCACAGGAUAUGGAGAGAAAAUCGACUGUGAGCUGUCCCAGGGCUGUUCCCUGCACCUGGCGCAGCGGCUCAGCCAGCUGCUCCACCUCCAGCUGCGGAGGAUGCCCAUCCUGUCCAAGGCGUCGGCGCCUGGCCUCAUUAUUGCCACCGGUUCAGUGGGAAAGAACUUGGCAAGCAAGGUGAACGUAUACAUCUCCAGCAGUGCGGGCGCCCGGUGGCGAGAGGCGCUGCCCGGACCUCACUACUACGCCUGGGGGGACCAUGGCGGCAUCAUCGUGGCGAUCGCCCAGGGCACGGAGACCAGCGAGCUGAAAUACAGUACCAACGAAGGGGAGACCUGGAAGACGUUCACCUUCUCCCCGAAGCCCGUGUUUGUGUACGGGCUCCUCACAGAACCGGGCGAGAAGAGCACGGUGUUCACCAUCUUUGGCUCCGACAAAGAGAACGUGCACAGCUGGCUGAUCCUCCAGGUCAAUGCCACAGACGCCCUAGGGGUCCCCUGCACAGAGAACGACUACAAGCUGUGGUCACCCUCUGACGAGAGGGGCAACGAGUGUUUGCUGGGACACAAGACUGUCUUCAAGCGGAGGACGCCGCACGCCACGUGCUUCCACGGAGAAGACUUCGACAGGCCCGUGGCCGUGUCCAACUGCUCCUGCACCCGCGAGGACUACGAAUGUGACUUCGGCUUCAAGAUGAGUGAAGAUCUGUUCUUAGAGGUGUGUGUUCCUGACCCGGAGUUUUCUGGGAAGCCGUUUCCCCCUCCUGUGCCUUGUCCCGUGGGCUCUACAUACAGGAAAACAAGAGGCUACCGGAAGAUUUCUGGGGACACCUGUCGUGGAGGAGAUGUGGAAGCGCGACUGGAGGGCGAGUUGGUCCCGUGCCCCUUGGCAGAGGAGAAUGAGUUCAUCCUCUACGCCACGCGGAAGGCCAUCUACCGCUACGACUUGGCCUCAGGAGCGGUCGAGCAGCUGCCUCUCACCGGGCUGCGGGCAGCGGUGGCCCUGGACUUCGACUAUGAGCGCAACUGCUUGUAUUGGUCUGACCUGGCCUUGGACACUAUCCAGCGCCUUUGUUUGAAUGGGAGUACCGGGCAGGAGGUGAUCAUCCGCUCCGGCCUGGAGACCGUCGAAGCCUUGGCCUUCGACCCCCUCAGCCAGCUACUGUACUGGGUGGACGCUGGCUUGAAGAAGAUCGAGGUAGCUCAUCCAGAUGGUGACUUCCGACUCACAAUCAUCAAUUCCUCUGUGCUCGACCGGCCGAGGGCUCUGGUCCUCAUGCCCCAGGAGGGGGUGAUGCUCUGGACCGACUGGGGAGACCUGAAGCCGGGCAUUUACCGGAGCAGCAUGGACGGCUCUGCGGUGCGCUGCCUGGUGUCCGAGGACGUGAAGUGGCCCAACGGCAUCUCUGUAGACGACCAGUGGGUCUACUGGACCGACGCCUACCUGGACUGCAUUGAACGGAUCUCUCUCAGUGGCCAGCAGCGCUCUGUGCUCCUGGACAACCUCCCACACCCCUAUGCCAUCGCGGUCUUUAAGAAUGAAAUCUACUGGGAUGACUGGUCACAGCUCAGCAUAUUCCGAGCUUCCAAACACAGCGGGUCGCAGGUGGAGCUUCUGGCCAGCCAGCUCACGGGACUGAUGGACAUGAAGAUUUUCUACAAGGGGAAGACAGCUGGAAGCAACGCCUGUGUGCCCAGGCCAUGCAGUCUCCUGUGCCUGCCCACUGCCAACCACAGUAAGAGCUGCAGGUGUCCGGAGGGCGUGUCCAGCACUGUCCUGCCGUCUGGGGACCUGAGGUGUGAGUGCCCUGUGGGCUAUCAGCUGAGGAACAACACCUGUGUCAAAGAAGGCAGCGCCUGUCUGCACAGCCAGUUCCGCUGCAGCAACGGGAACUGCAUCAGCGGCAUCUGGCGGUGCGACCUGGACAACGACUGCGGCGACAUGAGCGACGAGAGGAGCUGCCCCACCACCGUCUGCGAUCCGGACACUCAGUUCCGUUGCCAGGAGUCUGGGACCUGCAUCCCGCUGUCCUACAAGUGUGACCUUGAAGAUGACUGUGGCGACAACAGUGAUGAGCAUCACUGCGAGGUGCACCAGUGCCGGGAUGACGAGUACAGCUGCCGCUCUGGCGUGUGCGUCCGCGCCUCCUGGGUGUGCGACGGGGACAACGACUGCCGAGACUGGUCUGAUGAGGCCAACUGCACCGCCGUGUACCACACCUGCGAGGCUUCCAACUUCCAGUGCCUCAACGGGCACUGCAUCCCGCAGCGGUGGGCCUGUGACGGCGACAUGGACUGCCAGGACGGUUCUGACGAGGACCCAAGCGUCUGUGAGAAGAAGUGCAACGGAUUCCGCUGCCCGAAUGGCACCUGCAUCCCCCCCAGCAGGCACUGCGACGGGCUGCAGGACUGCUCGGACGGCUCGGACGAGCAGCGGUGCGAGCCCCUCUGCACGCGCUUCAUGGACUUCGUGUGCAAGAACCGCCAGCAGUGCCUGUUCCACUCCAUGGUGUGUGACGGGGUCGUGCAGUGCCGCGACGGCUCGGACGAGGACGCUGCGUUCGCGGGAUGCUCCCAAGACCCAGAGUUCCGCAAGGUCUGUGACGAGUUCAGCUUCCGGUGUCAGAGUGGCGUGUGCAUCAGCCUGAUCUGGCGGUGUGACGGCAUGGAUGACUGCGGCGACAACUCCGACGAAGCCAGCUGUGACGAGAAGGGCUCAGAAAGCCCUGCAGAAGCCCCACGCUGCUCCCGCUACUUCCAGUUCCAGUGUGAGAACGGCCACUGCAUCCCCAACAGGUGGAAGUGUGACAGGGAGAACGACUGCGGGGACUGGUCCGACGAGAAGGACUGUGGAGAUUCACAUGUUCUUCCCUCACCCACUCCGGGGCCCUCCACAUGCCCCCCUAAUUACUACCGCUGCAGCAGCGGGGCCUGCGUGAUGGACAUCUGGGUGUGCGAUGGCUACCAGGACUGUGCAGACGGCUCGGAUGAGGAAGCCUGCCCCUCUCCCGCAAAUGCUACCACCACCUCCACCCCUGCCCAGCAUGGACGGUGCGGCCGGUUUGAGUUUGAGUGCCAUCAGCCCAAGACGUGUGUCCCCAACUGGAAGCGCUGUGACGGCCACCGAGACUGCGCGGACGGCGAGGACGAGGCUGCCUGCCCCACACGCGGCACCUUGACCUGUGCGAGCCAGGAGUUCCCCUGCGAGGACGGCGAGGCCUGCAUCCUGCUGUCCGAGCGCUGCGACGGCUUCCUGGACUGCUCGGACGAGAGCGACGAGCGGGCCUGUCGCGAUGAGUUGACUGUGUACAAAGUGCAGAACCUGCAGUGGACAGCUGACUUCUCUGGGGAUGUCACCGUGACCUGGAUGCGGCCCAAGAAAAUGCCCUCUGCCUCUUGUGUCUACAACGUCUACUACAGGGUGGUUGGGGACAGCAUAUGGAAGUCGCUGGAGACCCACAGCAAUAAAACCCACGUGAUAUUAAAAGUUCUGAAGCCGGACACCACGUACCAGGUGAAGGUCCAGGUGCAGUGCCUGAGCAAGGUGCACAGUACCAGCGACUUCGUGACCCUGAGGACCCCCGAGGGCUUGCCAGACGCCCCUCGGAACCUCCAGCUGGCCCUGCACCGGGAAGUGGAAGGCGUGCUCACAGCCCGCUGGACUGCGCCCGUCCACGCCCAGGGCCUCAUCCGCGAGUACAUCGUGGAGUACAGCAGGAGCGGGUCCAGGGUGUGGGCCUCCCAGACGGCUGCCAGUAACUCCACCGAGAUACAGGGCCUGCUGGCCCACACUCAGUACACUGUCAGAGUGGCUGCAGUGACGGGCCGUGGAGUAGGGAACUGGAGUGACUCCAAAGCCAUCACCACCACGAAAGGAACAGCGAUCCCACCGCCCAGCAUCCACAUUGACAGCUGUGGGGAGAAUUCUGUGAGCUUCACCCUGAGCACGGGCGGCGACAUCAAGGUGAAUGGCUAUGUGGUGAACCUCUUUUGGGCAUUUGACACCCACAAACAGGAGAAAAGAACUUUGAACUUCCGAGGGAGCAUACUGUCACACAAAGUUGCCAACCUGACAGCCCAGACGCCCUAUGAGAUCUCCGCCUGGGCCAAGACCGACCUGGGGGACAGUGCGCUGGCCUUCGAGCAUGUCGUGACCAAAGGCGUCCGCCCGCCGGCCCCGAGCCUCAAGGCCAAGGCCCUUAAUCAGACUGCAGUGGAGUGCACCUGGACGGGCCCCCGAAACGUGGUUUACGGUAUCUUCUAUGCUACGUCCUUUCUUGACCUCUAUCGGAACCCGAAGAGCUUGACGACGUCCCUCCACAACGGAACGGUCACUGUCAGCAGGGACGAGCAGUAUCUGUUCCUGGUUCGCGUGGUGGUGCCUUACCUCGGGCCGUCCUCGGACUGCGUGGUGGUGAAGACGAUCCCAGACAGCAGGCUCCCACCCCGCCACCUGCAUGCAGUUCACAUCGGCAAAACCUCUGCUGUGAUUAAGUGGGAAGCCCCCUAUGAUGCUCCUGACCAGGACUUGUUGUAUGCAAUUGCCGUCAAAGAUCUCAUAAGAAAGAGCGACAGGAGCUACAAAGUGAAGUCCCGGAACAGUACUGUGGAAUACACCCUGAACAAGUUGGAACCUGGGGGGAAAUACCAUGUCAUCGUCCAGCUGGGGAACAUGAGCAAAGAGUCCAGUGUGAAAAUCACCGCAGUUUCAUUGUCAGCACCCGAUGCCUUAAAAAUCAUCACGGAAAAUGACCACAUUCUUCUGUUUUGGAAAAGUCUAGCUUUGAAGGAAAAGUAUUUCCAGGAAAGCAGGGGCUACGAGAUCCACAUGUACGACAACACCGUGAACGCCACGGCUUACCUGGGGAAUACUACCGACAACUUCUUUAAAGUUUCCAGCCUGAAACUGGGCCAUAAUUAUACCUUCGCCGUCCAAGCGAGCUGCCUUUUCGGCAGCCAGAUCUGUGGGGAGCCUGCUGUCCUUCUGUAUGACGACUUGGAGUCCGGUGAGGAUGCAUCAGCUCUGCAAGCUGCCAGACCUACCGACGUGGCUGCCGUGGUGGUGCCCGUCUUGUUCCUGAUACUUCUGGGCCUGGGGGCCGGCUUCGCUGUGCUGUAUACAAAGCAUCGGAGGCUGCAGAACAGCUUCACCGCCUUCGCCAACAGCCACUACAGCUCCAGGCUGGGCGCGGCCAUCUUCUCCUCGGGGGAUGACCUGGGAGAGGACGAUGAAGACACUCCAAUGAUAACUGGAUUUUCCGACGACGUCCCCAUGGUGAUCGCCUGACAGCUUCUUGUCUCACUAGAAACCAAAUGGUGUAAAUAUUUUAUUUGAUAAAGAUAGUUGAUGGUUUAUUUUAAAAGAUGCACUUUGAGUUGCAAUAUGUUAUUUUUAUAUGGGCCAAAAACAAAACAAAAAAAAAAAAGAAAAAGAAAGAAAAGAAUGAAUAGACUUUGUAGUAAUCAACUGUGAAUUUCAAACCAGGUCGACUUCAGUCACCAGAUUGCUUCUAUUUGAUAGUAAUGUAGUCUGACAGGGCUGUGCUUGCUGGACGUGCUUCCAAGUCGGUGAGAUAAUUUUGGUUUGAUAAAUUGACCAUUCUUUUUAUUUUUCUAAGACACAGAAAUGUAUUUAAUAAAAACUUCAAGAUAGUGUGGUGGGUAGAAUCCCUCCUCUGGAAUGUAUGCUGCACAUUUUAAAUUUUGUUUGGGUUUCAUGUCUGUGAAAGUGUUUGGUGGGGAAGGUUCUCAUAUGUUCUUUUGUUAAUUUAUUGGGAUUCUGUAUGAGGCACGGCCUCAGGUCAUCUGAUGCCGCACAUGUUCCAAGCCCACAGUGCGAGGGGCGGGGAGCACGAGCGGCUUGUGGCCCUCUGGAAGCGCGCCGUGUUUACUACCACGUGCCACGUGAUGGUGUUUGGCAGGCGAGGGCUGUGAGGCCUCGCUCCACUGCAGUUCAUGGACCUGCAGCUCCAGAAGCCCUGAAAGCAGCUGCUUCCCCUCAUGGAAUUGACGGAAUCUUGUGUCUGCCUCUGUGCAAGACGGGCUUUCGGAGCCACGAGGAUACCGCUUCUUUGUAUACACAGUGCAGAGGAUAUCGCUACUUUGUGUGCACGGUGUCGCUACUUUGUAUACACAGUGCAGAGGAUAUCGCUACUUUGUAUACACAGUGCAGAGGAUAUCGCUACUUUGUGUGCAUGGUGUCGCUACUUUGUAUACACAGUGCAGAGGAUACUGCUACUUUGUAUGCACGGUGUCAUUGUCCCUGCAGAAAGUGUCUCCGUUGUGGGAGAGAGUUCAGAUCUGUGCCAUGGUAGAUACAUCGGCAAAUGUAGUGCCUACAUUUCCAGUUUUGUUUUUCCUUACCACUGCAGAAUCUCAGAUGUGAAGUUUUGUGUUUGUGUUCAGGUAACCACUUGUCCUUCACCAUUCAUGCUGACAUGUGCAGGCAUUUUGAAUUGGGUCGGUGCCUUCUCUGUUUUUAUUUUCUUCCACCUUCCUUGCCCACGUCUCUGCCCAUUUAAAGGGAAAGUGCUCUUCACUCUUACAGCGAUGAAGGAGGUUUAUGCAUUUGAGAUCAUUCAGUCCAGUUCACAGUAGCAGCAACGCCACUCUCCACAAAAUAAGCUGGUAGGUAGGUGUGUGGCAUCCACUGUGGACUGAUGCCCACCUGCAGAUGGAGCGUCGUGCCGGCUCCGGGGCCGAGCAUCGCUGUGACCCGCUGCAGCCCCUCAUGGCCCGGCUGUUCACCGAGAAGCAGUGAGCUCAGGGGUGGUCCAGACCCCUGCUUUGGAAUGUGUCCUUUCCACCCCAGCUUCCUGCUCUCAGUCUCCUCGUAGAUGCAGUGCUUUGCCUUCCCAGGUCUCUGUGCGAGUCGUUGGGUUUUGUAUACAUUCAUUCCACCUAGGGGUUGUUUGAAAACAAAGAGCCAGUUACAUUUCAGUUUAAAUACAGGGUGGAGCAAAAGUCGGUUUACAGUUUAUGUGGAAAACAAUACAAUAAUUAAUAAAUAGUAAUACAAGAAUCAACUCUCUUUUGCAUACUCACAGUUGUAAACCUGCGUUUGCCCACUGCGUAGACACAUUUCUGACUGCAGACGGCCAGUAUGUCGUGUGGGUGACCAGGGGUGGUGAUGAUGAGCCUCCCUCCAGCGUCACUUCUCUCUCUCCUGUGUUGUUUUUCUAAGACUGGAGUGUCUUUGUCUUUGUCUUACCUUACCUUGGAGUUAGUCAGAGCCUUGUCACCCCCCACGUUCAGUAAGCUGAAAGACCACCAGUCUGGUGGGGUGCAUGCAUCAUUUCGUUGGACCACGAGGAAGUAUAUUUCCUCUUUGCUUUUUCUGCCAGCUUUCUGGUGACAUUGUAAAAGCUGAUCUGAAAGGCUCUGGAACUUUAUUUUCAGUUGUUCUGUAGGCAAGGCUUUCUAUCCUGUGUCUCCAGUUGGCAACCUGAGACAGCUCCAUGUCCAGUUGUAGUUCCCAGUGCUUCCCAGGGCUUCGUACACAGCACUGGGACUGGCCGCCACCUCUCCUUGGAAGACGGCGCUGCGCUGCUUAGGGAAAAGCAGCCUUCAGGGCUCGACGCUCACGGAAGAGGGGAGCUGAGUUCCUGAAGACUAAGCGAGAGUGAUGCGGCUGUGUGUCAAUUAUAUAUUUUUAUGAAGUUUCGAAGCAUGCACUCUUUCUUCCCUCGGCAUAGCUUUCGGGGUUUGGUGUAUGGAUGCUGUUUGCAAGAGGCCAGAGGUUGGAGUGGCACCAGGGAUGAAGACAGGGACUGCAGUCUUUGACAGGGACCUGAGGGUCACCUUCUCGGAGACCUGUGGGAGCCCCUGAUCGUUUGUGAAGAAGGGGCCUUUGUAACCUUGUUGGAGAUGUGCACACUGUCCAGGGACUAGGUUUAUUCUCUCCAGAGCCUGGAAGUGCCCGUCCGUGUGACCCAGAACGCACCACGGGAACUGGGCAGGCAGGGUGACUGUGUGCACAUUUCCCCUGGAAGCUGAUUUUGCCCCUUUGUGAAUGAGUGCCCUUGAGCCUUUGGAGACUUGGGUUCAUGCGGACAGAGUGGCAGACAGGAGGGUUCUCUAGAAGCUUCCAGGGAGAAGCCCCACCUCUGCGGGUGUUUCCAGACGUGUGAGAAGCUCCAGGACCUGCGGGCUGCCCGGGCAAGCUGGGGAGUCGUUGCUGAGGAGAUGAUACUGGGCGGCUGGUGCACAGAUCCGACUUCGGGAAGAUGGGUUCCUGGGCUCCAUCUCUGGUGGGGCCACUCGGGUGUGUGGUGGCGGGUGUGGGACAUAGCUGUGUGUUGUCUCCUGCCCAUCCUGCGUGCUCCACCAGACUGAGCUGUACUUCACCUGGGGGGAGCUCGGGAGAGGGAUGGUCCGGUGAGGCCUGUACAGGUGACCAGCCACUUCUGUGCGGAGAAUCUUGCCUUCCGACACUCACCCAGCAGUCACCCCAUCGGGCAAGAUCGUGUUCCCAGCACUUUUGUAGGGCGGAAACCUCACCCCACCAGGUUUGGCUGAUCACUUUCCCAUGAAGGGGUCAUGGUGAGUCUCUGAGAAGAUUUUUUUCUUCCUUCUGCAGAGAGUUGGGAGGUCCUUUAGAGACAGAUCCAGGGUCACAUAAGCCAACUGAAUGUUCCCUCCACACUGGUUUUAGGAAUUGAUUCCAAACUGUGCAGAAUCUUUACUUGUGUUGGGCAUGUGUACUGCCUUUCAGGUACUGUGUUUGAGUAAUAAAGUGCAUUUAGUUUACAUAGAAUACUUCCUAUGCAAGGCAGAUAUGGAACAGGUAGCAAGAGGUCCAUACUGGGCACGAGGACAACACACGUGUUCUCUGACGGGCGUCUCCACUGCACGGGGUUCGAGGGAGCGGGGCCGUGAUGUUUCUGCCCCUGGUUCCUGGAUGAGGCAGAGCAGCCAGGUGCCCUCAGCAGGGCGCCGUCCCCUGUGCGAUGGCCCGGGCGGAGCACGCGUGACCGCCGGAGUGGGACUGUUCUCUCACGUUCCAUGUCAUUUCUCUAAAGAAUCUUGUUAUGAAUUGUUAGAAACUUUAAAUCAAAAGUACCUGCAGCAAAGUAACGACCUACUCUGCUCUUAUUUAAAGCGAAAUGCUGUAACUUGUUUCUCUCCCAGGUGAAAAUAGGCAUUUAUGAUUUCAGUUGCCUUGAGACAUUUCCAAAUCACUGAUUUACGCUGAAGAUUUUACUAUAUUGUUGCACAAUUUCAUGAUAAUUUUUGUCUCAAUGUCAACUUUUUUUCACGGAAUAAAAAUUUAACUGGGUCAGGAAAACACCUGUUUGGAAAUCUCUCCACGUGUGCUGAGUUGUUCUUGUGAGCGCAGUCAAGGUGGCCAGUGCCGUCGCGGAGCAGCGUGUGUGUGGAAGGAUGUUCGUGUCAGACGGAGCACGAGGCCUGGAGCAGGGCUGUUCCGCCGGCCCAUCUCGG
Messenger RNA from Molossus molossus (Pallas's mastiff bat), 10876 nucleotides. It is a transcript of the gene SORL1, whose product is annotated as sortilin related receptor 1. The record is from RefSeq and is a predicted model, not a curated record. Gene Ontology annotation, molecular function: protein binding. Bases 231 to 6722 code for a protein of 2163 amino acids. Gene Ontology annotation, cellular component: membrane; Golgi apparatus. Gene Ontology annotation, biological process: post-Golgi vesicle-mediated transport; protein targeting to lysosome; protein retention in Golgi apparatus. The transcript has 48 exons. Lineage: Eukaryota; Metazoa; Chordata; Mammalia; Chiroptera; Molossidae.